Messenger RNA from Cyphellophora attinorum, 1365 nucleotides. RefSeq lists its product as uncharacterized. Bases 1 to 1365 code for a protein of 454 amino acids. NCBI's taxonomy places the organism in Eukaryota, Fungi, Ascomycota, Eurotiomycetes, Chaetothyriales, Cyphellophoraceae. Gene Ontology annotation, biological process: DNA-templated transcription. The transcript is spliced from 2 exons. Gene Ontology annotation, molecular function: zinc ion binding; DNA binding. The record is from RefSeq and is a predicted model, not a curated record.
AUGUUCUUUGCCUGGGAGAAGGAGCCUAUCCUGCAGAAGGCCUCUGCGGGCACAGAAGGCCUGGACGCAGGGGAGCAUAGCUUCUGCUUCUCUGUAUAUGCUCUCGCAACACUAAGUCUGUCCGACCCAGAAUGUCAGGCCCUGCUCGCAGCAUCGCGGGAGUCAACUCUACGGACUCUUCAAUUGGCCACCGAAGCAGCACUGAGGAGUGCGAAUUAUGUCUCAACGAGAUCCUUGCUUGUAGUCCAAGCUCUUACAAUGUACAUGCUUUCCAUGCGCAAUCGCGCCCGGCCCGCAACCCUCUUCACCCUCCUUGGUGUCAUCCUUCGAAUCUCACAACGCAUCGGCAUACACCGAGACGGCGACAUUCUGGGACUUCCGGUCGUCAAAGCCGAAGAACGCCGCCGUACAUGGUGGCAGAUCCAAUACCUCGAAAUCUCCAUUUCCCAGCUCAUCGGCUGCAUCUCAAUCACUCUCUACGCAGGCUGGGACGUGAAGCUUCCUGCCAACCUCAAUGACGAGGAUUUUUCCUCCGACAUGACCACUCUCCCACCCAGUCGCGUCGGCCUUACCAGCAUGUCUCCCGCGCUCUGGUCCUACUUCGUCCUCGACUACACCCGCCGCAUGCGCACACCUCCCACAUCUGCCACCUGGAUCAUCCUGAACGACUCCGGGCCCGAAAACCAAGCCACCAUCUACGAGGGCUAUCGCUCCAUGCUCGCCGACCGGUUCCUGCAAUACUGCGAGAUCCUUAACCCUUUACACGUGCUCAUGCAGAUUCAAAUCCAGGUCUUCCUCCUGGCCAUGCAACGCGUGGGCGCACAACCAAACCUACGCAGCUCACGAAUAUCAGACAUGCCACAAGCCAACCGCGAUAAGCUCCUCGCUAUCUGCAGAAAGGGCAUGGACUACUACAUAUUGGGCGAAACGACACCAGCACUGGGGAGGUUCAAAUGGAACAUUGAGAAUUACUUCCAGUGGACGGCGAUAGUCUAUAUUCUGAUCGAAGCGCAUCAUAGAGCAGCAACGAGGGAAGCGGAGGGUUUGUGGCAGUUGAUCAGCAAGGUGUGUGAAGUUCACCCCAAGUUGAUGACGGCAAUUCACUUCCCGGAGGUAAGUGCUGUGGCUAGGUUGGCGGUUCUGGCGUGGAGGGAACGGAGGGAGAGUUGGGAGAAGGGGCUCUCAGGCGAUGGGUCAAGGGAGCAGACGCUAGAGACGCCAUGGUGUGUUGAUACCUUCCAACAGAUGUUGGACGGUGGAAAACACAGCGAGGAGGGUGAGCAGGUCGCCGUGGAUGGGUUGGACGAUUUUGAUUUUGAUUUGAUCGAUUGGGAAUUCUGGGAGACUGGCGUACGUGCUGUUUGA